AUGGGCGCUACAGCCCUCCAGAAACGUUCCAGAAAACUCAAUCAGGCCUCAAACCGCGCGAGAUCUGAUGUCACAGGCCCUGACAGUCCCAUCUCCCCACGCCGUCGCGAAGCUCUUCGAUGCGCUCAUGUGGCCGAGAAACAGCUCGAGGCUCUGAAAGAAGCGCACAAGAUGGAUCUGAAGACCAUAUUUGAUCUUCGUGUUCGUAUUGAUACCAAGGACCGCCGUCUACACAACCUAUGGCAGGUAGUCAGAUGCGGACGCGCAUCAAAGACCAAGCUUCGUGUCAAACUCAAUUGGACAAAGCAUGCUAAGAAUGUGCGGAGUUUUCGCAUCAAAGAGCAGAGGAAGGAUCAGGCUGAGCGUAUUCGCCGCGAGGCGUGGGGAUAUCCCGGGGUCCAUCGGAUGAAGGGGAAGGGCGGGAUUGUCACGGAGAAGAGUCGGGAGUGUGUCCGUGAACUGUUCCGGCUGAAUGUGCCUGCUGCCAAAAUCAAUGAUGCUGUCCAUGUUGUAUUCGAAAGCGGUGAUAUCACCGUCGCAGACUCUAUCAGCCGACGAGAAGUGGUCUGUAUUGUCGAGGAAGGAGGGAUUGCAUCGGAUAUUCAAGUGGCGAAAGAGAUCACUGAAGCGAAAGCUUAUACAAUCAGCGGGGACGGCACAACAAUCAGACAUAUCAACUACGAAGCAAAACAUGCGACGUACUACCCGAAAGGCUCAGACAAGCCUGUGACGCGGAUGCUGGACAUUACUUGUGCGGUCAAUCACACCAGUGAGGCGCAAUUCACGGCAUGGAGCAACGCCAUUCUUCUGGAGCUAGUGGGGACGUAUAACACUUCCCCGUUAGGUGUCGAGAGUCCUGUCAAUCCCGACAGCUUUGUUGCGUGGCUCAAAGGCCUCGGCACCGAUCACGCAGCAGAUCAGCAGAAGUUGAAGCAACUUCUGGAGGCAUGGAUGAUCUCAGCACGGCAAGUCGUUGAGGGCAAGGAAUAUCUGAGCGUCGCGGGGAUGGAAGAGACAAUGCCAAUGAUUGUCUGGUUCAAUAACAAGAAGAUACAGGAUGCUGGAGGUAACGAGGGAUGGAGUAAGCUCUCUGAGGCGCAGAAGAAAGCUAAGGAUACAGAGGUAUGCCGAAAGCUCUGGGAACAUUUCGGAGAGACUCGCUGGGCAUCUAUGUCUCCGCAAGAGGUCGCAGUCCAGAAGGCUUUUGUUUGGUGUGGGUGCUGUAUGCACAAGGAGAUGAACUCCGUGAAAGGCGGCUGCCAGGCAAUGAAACUGUUCUGGCAAAGCAUCGGCGGACCCGAGCCCAUCAAGCUGAUGAACAAGGCAAAUACGGCGGCGGCGGCAAACGGUGGGGAGGGUUCCAAGGCGUCCAAUCAUGCAAAUGAUGCGUCAGAGGGUGGAGCUGUUAAGCUAACCAGUCUGAUUGGAGCGUUGUUCAACCACAAGGAUGACAAGAAGGGGAUGCAGGAUACCUUUCGACUCUAUUUCCAGCAGUGGCUUGGGUACGAAGUUGCCUGUCCCGACACCAGUAACACGCGAUUCCAGUCGCACUGUGACUGUGCAAUCUUUAUUUUGGUGCAUCUCCCGCAAAUCCUGGCAUUCCUGACGCAUAUCAUGUACAAUAAGACCACGGUCGGCCUGAAUCACCUGGAGAAGAACGUUUUAAAAGGCUUGCAAUGCACUUCGACACUCACCGAGCUCGCCGUCCUCUCCCUAUAUGCAAAUAGUGUCAGCUACCCAUACAUGCGCAUUGUUCGAGGAUGCAAGCCGGAUGGUUCCCGAUACAACGCUCUUGAUCUUGGUCCGCUGCACGAGAAGGUUAUUGCAUUCUGCAACAAGUUGAUCGCAAAUACGGACCUUAUUCUCUCCCCCGAGGCCUCCUUUGUUGACGGAGCGUUGGAUGGGAAGCCCUGGGAGCACCCAGAGGUGUUUUACGCCAUCCAGUUUAUGGCCAAGGAUCUUCCCAACCUCCAUUCAUGCCUGGUAGCCUUCCUCCGUGGCACGGUUAACACAUGGAGGCGCUUCGGAGAGGAAUUCAGGCCUGACGGUGUUCUUGCCGGCUUGUCUCCAGAAGCUCGUGCGGGAAUCUUCAUCAAUCCGACAAACGACCACUGUGAGGGUGGAUUAGGACGUCUCCACCGCGCUAUUCGCGAGGCGGUUAGGCUGUCGCUUAGCACACACAAUGCAAAGCAGAAAUACGCAACCAAUCAGACCAGAGACUUCCUUCGCAGUCCGGCAGUUACUGACGCUUUGCGCAGUUGGCUCAGAGCUGAGGCUCGUCGCCGUAUCGACUCUGGAUGGGAUCGAAGACAGAAGGAGGCCGUGAUUAUUCACCAGAAGGCGGCUGCUGCUGACAAACAAACAGCCGAGAAAGCGCGGGACCAGAAGAAAGCCGAGAAGCAAGCCAAGUUAGCCAAAGUGGUGCCGAUACUGGAUUCCGAUUGGAUUCAGAAGAGCCAUAGUUCCAUGCGAGUGUCGCAGAUUGUCGAACAGAUCAACUGGCACCGCCAAUUUCUCAUCCUCAUUGUGGAUAGAUUCAACAAGGACAUCUUCCCCAAGCUCCAGACACUUGUCUCCGCUGCAGUCUCCGCCGGAACAGGGGAAUCCGAGUCUGUGGCAGCUAUCCCAGAUGUGUCGAGCUGGAAUGAGGCCGAGGAUGAAGAUGACGAAGACCUGAUUAUGGAUGAACCUUGA
Molecule: messenger RNA, 2694 nt
Organism: Mycena citricolor
Lineage: Eukaryota; Fungi; Basidiomycota; Agaricomycetes; Agaricales; Mycenaceae
Source: the annotation of a GenBank genome assembly